Oreochromis niloticus (Nile tilapia) is the source of this 975-nucleotide messenger RNA. RefSeq lists its product as uncharacterized. The record is from RefSeq and is a predicted model, not a curated record. NCBI's taxonomy places the organism in Eukaryota, Metazoa, Chordata, Actinopteri, Cichliformes, Cichlidae. The transcript has a single exon. Bases 2 to 946 code for a protein of 314 amino acids.
AAUGGAAAGGAGUGUUUUUAAUCAGCUCAAAGCAGCAGCAGAAAUCAAAGAGGGAAUGGCAGAAAUUGAAAAAAUUAAAAAGACUCAUGCACAAGAGAUUGAAAAGGCCGUUUGUGCACUAAUUGAUGAAUGUCGGAAAAAGAAUAUCCAGAUGGGGGAGACAGAACUGGAAAAUGAAUUUCACAAGAUGUGGAGUGAAACUCUGGAGAAACUUUCUUUUUCUGAACAAAAGACAACAAAUGUCUUCACCAGUGUAUCUCACUACCUGAGAAACAAUCUGUCACACAGGGGGAGUCAUGCAUGUGAAUUAUUAAGUCAAAAAAGUCUGCAGGAUUGUGGAAAAAAGCCUUUCAAAUAUACAGCGAAAGGAUUGUACAACCAAUUGAAACACAAAGUCAGCAAGUUUUUCCACACUGAAGAUCACAUAAUGAUUGUACAAAAACUGUAUGACAACAUCAUAGAGGCCUGCACUCAGUUUGUGAGUGAAAAAGUGAAACAAAAAAAGAAUUACUGUGACACUUACAUCGAGGAGAUCCUUCACAUCAUUGAUGAGAAGCUGCAAAAGAAUCAAGAUGUUCAGACAGACAUUGAGUUUGAAGUUUCUCUGAAACAGCACAUCUGUGGAUUUGCAGCCAGAGAGUUUCAAGAAAUGCACGAAGAUUUCAUCCAAGAAAAUGAUCCCUACAGAUGUCUGAUGAAAAACAAGGAAAAGUUUUGUGCUGAUUUCAUUGAUGUGUUUUAUAAACGAGACCAGUGUCAGAAGAAGGCAGAAGAAUUUACCAACCGAUGUUUGAAGCCUGCUGUUAAAGAUUUUAUCAGUCGAUCUCUGGGAACUGAUAUCAUUGAUCAAAUGCUGACAUGUGAGCAGUUCAGCACACGAAUGUCCUUCCAGUAUUCAGUUUUACUGGAUUUACUUUCAAAGGAAUAUACCUGGAAUAUAUUCUGAAUUAUGAGAAGUAUGUAAAAGAAGUGAUU